This is a messenger RNA of Volvox carteri f. nagariensis, 1131 nucleotides long. RefSeq lists its product as uncharacterized. Gene Ontology annotation, molecular function: oxidoreductase activity; zinc ion binding. NCBI's taxonomy places the organism in Eukaryota, Viridiplantae, Chlorophyta, Chlorophyceae, Chlamydomonadales, Volvocaceae. The record is from RefSeq and is a predicted model, not a curated record. The transcript is spliced from 11 exons. The coding region runs from base 1 to 1131 and encodes 376 amino acids.
AUGCGGGCGGUGUGCUGGGAGGGCCCGCGGAGUGUGGUGGUGGAGGAGAGGCCGCGACCCCUGAUCACCGACCCGCACGACGCGGUGUUGCGCAUCAGCAGCACUGCCAUUUGCGGCUCCGACCUGCACCUCUACCUGGGCAGUGCUCCGGGAAUGCAAAAGGGCGACAUCCUGGGUCACGAGUUCAUGGGUAUCGUAGAGGCCGUGGGCCCCGAGGUUCGCAAUGUGCGCCCCGGGGACCGCGUGGUGGCGUGUUUCGAUAUCGCGUGCGGGAGCUGUCGCAGCUGCCAGCGAGGUGCCUUCAGCGGCUGUGAUGUAACCAAUCCUUCCAAGGAUCAGGAGAUGCUGUACGGCGCACGCACCGCGGGCUUGUUCGGCUAUGCCCACGUGACAGGCGGCUUCGAGGGCGGCCAGGCGGAUUACGUGCGAGUGCCCUUCGCCGACAACAACCUGCUCCACGUGCCGACCGACCUCACGGAUGACCAGGUGUUGUUCCUGUCGGACAUCAUGUCCACUGCCUGGUUUGCGAGCGAGUUGGGAGAAGUCGGCCCUGGCAAGACGGUGGCUAUUUGGGGAGCUGGCCCAGUGGGCAUCCUCGCGGCCCACAGCUGCCAAGUUCGCGGCGCAGACAAGACCAUCCUCAUCGACGCCCAACAAUACCGCCUGGACCACGCCGUCAGCAAGAUCCCCGACCUGAUUACGAUCAACUUCGGAAAGGAAAAGGUUAAAGAGGCUCUAGAGCGUAUUGUACCCGGUGGCCCGGAUGUAUGCGUUGAGGCAGUCGGCUUUCACUACUGCAAGAGCAUCGCACACGCCGCUAUGGUCAAGACGAUGAUGGAGACGGACACAGCCGACAUUUUAAAUGAGCUCAUCUAUUGCUGCCGCAAGGGUGGAACCAUCGCGUGCGUUGGUGUGUACGUUGGCCUGACGAAUGGGUUCAACAUUGGAGCCUUCAUGGAGAAGGGCCUUACCCUCAAGGCUGGCCAGACUCCAGUACAGAAAUAUUGGCACCAGCUGCUGGAUAUGGUUAAGACAGGCAAGCUGGAUCCCACGAUGGUUAUAACGCACGAGUUGCCUAUCGAGGACGCUCCGCACGCCUACAAGAUGUUCAACGACAAAGUAAGGAGGUGA